Brugia pahangi is the source of this 1800-nucleotide messenger RNA. The record is from the annotation of a GenBank genome assembly. Lineage: Eukaryota; Metazoa; Nematoda; Chromadorea; Rhabditida; Onchocercidae.
AUGUAUGUUGCUAAUGAAGAUAGUAUAUCAUCGUCAGAAGAUGUGAAGUUAAAGACACGUUUUCAAGGACAAGUGUUGGUUUUGUAUGCUAAAAUUCCGCUACGAUUGGAAACAUUUUUAAGCAGUUUACGAGAAGCUUGCAAGCAGGCUUAUAAUCAGCCGAUUACCGUCAAAUGGAUUGAUGAAGAAGGUGAUCCAUGUACGAUAUCAUCUCAACGUGAAUUAGACGAAGCGAUACGUUUGUUACAUGCAAAUGGUGAAGCAGAACUUAAUGUUCAUGUUUUCCUUGGCAUUCCUCCUUUACCUGGUCUUCCAUGCCAUGGAGAAGAUAAAGCGGUAUAUCGAAGAGGUGCACGUCGUUGGAAGAAAUUUUAUCAUGUUAAUGGACAUCGAUUUCAAGCUAAGAGACUUAAUCGAAGAGUACAAUGUUUCUUUUGCAAUGAUUAUAUUUGGGGUCUUGGACGUCAAGGAUAUCGUUGUGCUGACUGUCGCUUAUGUGUUCAUAAAAAAUGUCAUAGAGCUGUACGACAACCUUGUGGUGAUAACAGUAGUGGAAUGGCAGUUGCGCCAUCACCUUCUGCACCAAUUAUUUCACCAAAAUUUAAUGGAGCCACAGUGGAACGUACUGGACUUGAUAAUCAUGCAUUUAAAGAAUCAGAAAUUGAAGCUGAGCAUAUUACUGCUCAACAAAAUUUAGUGGAUCGUUGUGCUGGUAGUACAUCAACAAAAGAUUCAAAAUGGGCAGUUUCGUUGAAUAAUUUCAAUCUUUUAACGGUAAUUGGAAGAGGUUCCUAUGCUAAAGUUAUUCAAGCAGAACAUAAAAAAACAGGUGCAAUUUAUGCAAUAAAGAUUAUCAAAAAACAAAUGUUUAGUGAUGAUGAGGAUAUUGAUUGGGUACAAACGGAGAAAUCGGUUUUUGAAACAGCAUCAAACCAUCCUUUCCUCGUUGGACUUCAUUCUUGUUUUCAGACUGAUUCACGUUUAUUUUUUGUUAUCGAAUUUGUUCCUGGCGGUGAUUUAAUGUUUCAUAUGCAAAGGCAACGCAAAUUACCUGAAGAUCAUGCUAGGUUUUAUUCAGCAGAAAUAAUAAUAGCUUUGCAUUUUCUGCAUUCACGUGGGAUUAUCUAUCGUGAUUUAAAACUCGAUAAUGUUUUGAUAGAUGCCGAAGGACAUAUUAAACUUACUGAUUAUGGCAUGUGCAAGGAAAAUAUUGGUCCAGGUGAUGUUACUAGUACGUUCUGUGGUACACCAAAUUAUAUUGCUCCUGAAAUUUUAAGAGGGGAAGAUUAUGGAUUUAGCGUAGAUUGGUGGGCGCUUGGUGUACUGAUGUAUGAAAUGAUGGCCGGUCGUUCACCUUUUGAUGUGGUUGGUAUGGUAGGUGAUGUGGAGCAAAAUACGGAAGAUUAUUUAUUCCAGAUCAUUCUUGAAAAGCAAAUACGAAUUCCGAGAUCACUUUCGGUGAAAGCUGCUGCUAUUUUGAAAGGUUUUUUGAAUAAAGAUCCAAGUGAACGACUGGGAUGUAAUGUAAAUAUUGAUGAAGCAUUGGAAGAAAUGAAAAAUCAUGCGUUUUUUCGAACAAGCAUUGAUUGGGAAUUACUAGAAGGACGACAAGUGACACCACCUUAUAAUCCAUCUGUUUCCAGUGAUCGUGAUUUGCAGCAUUUCGAUACAACAUUCACCGAUGAAGCUCCAAAUCUUACACCUGAUGAUCCGAGUGUCAUCGAAAAAAUUGAUCAAACUGAAUUUGAAGGCUUCGAAUAUAUUAAUCCAUUACUGAUGACAAAAGAAGAAAGUGUCUAA